Messenger RNA from Acanthosepion pharaonis, 666 nucleotides. Lineage: Eukaryota; Metazoa; Mollusca; Cephalopoda; Sepiida; Sepiidae. The record is from the annotation of a GenBank genome assembly.
AUGUUCAUAUCUUUCAAUCUAUAUAUCUAUCUCACUCUGUUGAUAUCUAUCUAUCUAUCUAUCUAUCUAUCUAUCUAUCUAUCUAUCUAUCUAUCUCUUUCUUCGACUAUAAAAACCCAUUACCUACCUACCUAUCUAUCUAUCUAUCUAUCUAUCUAUCUAUCUAUCUAUCAUACUGUUCUUUCUUUAUUUUCACAUUCUUUCAUCUAUCUAUCUAUCUAUCUAUCUAUCUAUCUAUCUAUCUAUCUAUCAUACUGUUCUUUCUUUAUUUUCACAUUGUUUCAUCUAUCUAUCUAUCUAUCUAUCUAUCUAUCUAUCUAUCUAUCUAUCUAUCUAUCUAUCUAUCAUACUGUUCUUUCUUUACAUAUUGUUUCAUCUAUCUAUCUAUCUAUCUAUCUAUCUAUCUAUCUAUCAUACUGUUCUUUCUUUACACAUUGUUUCAUCUAUCUAUCUAUCUAUCUAUCUAUCUAUCUAUCUAUCUAUCUAUCUAAGUCUAUUCUUAUCUAUCUAACUUUUUAUUUAUUUAUCUCAGUCUGUCCGCAUCUAUCUAAGUCUAUUCAUAUCUAUCUAUCUAUCUAUCUAUCUAUCUAUCUAUCUAUCUAUCUAUCUAUCUAUCUAUGUCUCGGUGAGGCGUACCGGGCUAAAUGGUGGCGCCUUCUAUCCUAA